Messenger RNA from Ogataea haglerorum, 825 nucleotides. RefSeq lists its product as uncharacterized. The record is from RefSeq and is a predicted model, not a curated record. Gene Ontology annotation, cellular component: proteasome core complex. The transcript has a single exon. The coding region runs from base 1 to 825 and encodes 274 amino acids. Lineage: Eukaryota; Fungi; Ascomycota; Pichiomycetes; Pichiales; Pichiaceae.
AUGAAUCACGAUCCUUUCCAUUGGGGAAAACCAUUGGAUUCUGUCUAUGGCCCAUACAACACGCAAAUCGCACAAGCAAGCAAUCAGCGCCCGGAAAACGUUCGCACCAAUGCUGAAUUCCCUUCCAUGCACACCCAACAGCCAAUGAUCACAGGUACGUCGGUUAUUGCUGUGCGUUAUAAAGACGGUGUCGUCAUGGCGGCAGAUAAUAUGGGAGCCUACGGCUCUCUUAUGAAAUUGGAUGAUGUGGAGAGAAUUAUUAGGGUCGGUUCAGAGACGAUUGUCGGAAUUUCUGGUGAUAUCAGUGACUUGCAAUAUUUGGAAAGAAUUCUAGACGAUCUCGCAGUGGAGGACUCCUACGACAUGGAGCAAGAUAAUCUGAAAGCAAGCUACGUCCACGAAUACCUAACUAGAGUGCUAUACAAUCGCCGGUCUAAGAUGGAUCCGUUGUGGAACGCGUGUAUCGUUGCUGGUUUCGACGAAGAAGGCGAGCCGUUUAUGAAGUAUGUUGACCUUUUAGGCGUGUCUUACGCUUCUCCAUCCUUAGCUACUGGAUUUGGAGCACAUUUGGCGAUUCCUUUGCUUAGGCAAAAAGCAGAUACCAUGAAAGAUGUCGAGAAAUUGACCAAAGAAGACGCCGUCAACUUGGUGAAAGACUGUAUGAAGAUUCUGUUUUAUAGAGAUGCAAGGUCCUUGGACAAGUACACUUUGUGCGUUGUGGACAAGACGACAAAGAACAUCGAGUUUCACAAAGAUGUCAAGUGCGAGGAUAUGAAGUGGGACUUCGCCAAGCAUAUCACGGGCUACGGGUUACCACAAUUAUAG